This is a messenger RNA of Pleurotus ostreatus (oyster mushroom), 939 nucleotides long. RefSeq lists its product as uncharacterized. The transcript is spliced from 2 exons. Bases 1 to 939 code for a protein of 312 amino acids. The record is from RefSeq and is a predicted model, not a curated record. NCBI's taxonomy places the organism in Eukaryota, Fungi, Basidiomycota, Agaricomycetes, Agaricales, Pleurotaceae.
AUGUUUACCAUGAAGUUCACCAUCACCCUUGUCGCAGCUGUGCUGUGUGCCUCAGACGUCCUCGCCCUCCCUGCUAGAUACGACGCCCGAGGCUAUAAGCAUUAUACCCCUUCUGUACCUGCCCAACCUUCCACCGCCUCAGCGGAGGCACCGAGCUCCACCCUAGCCAAUACGUACAUCCCUCCCUCUUCGUCGUUGCCGGGCGCUACACCACCAGCCAGCAGCGAAGUACCUCCAACUUCGUCUGCGCUGUCCGAUGCACAGGCAUCCCCUCCUGCGACCUCUGAAGCCUCAGGCACAACAUCAUCGCAAGCCCCCACUGCUGCAGUCCCAGACGCAUCGACUCUCCCAGCGAGCACCGAAUCAGCAAUUCCAUCUGCCUCAGCGUCCGACUCGGCGGCGCCACCCCCAGCCUCGUCGCAGCCUCCCGCUCCGGCAAGCUCUGCGGUCACCCCACCCCCAGAAUCUACGCAGACCCCUCCCGCUGAUGACUGUCCAGCCGCCUCCAGUUCUGUCCCCCUCCUUCGAGGAUUCAACGGCAUCACAGUAGACCAUUUCUACACCACCGACGCCUCCGAAAUGAGCAAGGCAGUUGGAUACGGGCAGGAACCCCAUGUCGCCAAGGUAUUCCCUGACGCUGAGAAGGCCAUGACGAUCCCGCUCCUCCGCAUGUUCAACGCGCAGGCGAAGGAUCACUUCUACACCACUUCGGAGGGGGAACGCGAUAAUGCCGUCCAGAAACUUGGAUAUCAGAGCGAGGGCGUCACUGGGCAUAUCUUCAAGACCCAGAUUUGUGGGAGCGUGCCCUUGCAUAGGCUGUACAAUCCUGUAGCGAAGAAUCAUUUCUAUACCACCUCUGAGCCUGAAGCCAACAACGCUGCUGCCGCGCUUGGGUAUGAGAGGGAAGGUGUUGCUGGAUUUGUCCUCCCACCUCAGUAG